Bipolaris maydis ATCC 48331 is the source of this 527-nucleotide messenger RNA. RefSeq lists its product as uncharacterized. NCBI's taxonomy places the organism in Eukaryota, Fungi, Ascomycota, Dothideomycetes, Pleosporales, Pleosporaceae. The record is from RefSeq and is a predicted model, not a curated record.
AAAUCAUCAAGAGGCGCAAUUGAUUUAAGCGCAGAUGACCCCCUUGCAGUCGCAGCAAUGAUGCAAUACUGCUAUCAACUAGACUAUGACCAACUGUCUAUCUCGGAUGAUGAAGCACCCGAGCCCGCCACUCUGCGCUCACAUGUCAAUGUGUACAUGCUGGCAGAGCGGUACGGGGUUGCUGGAUUGAAAGCAAUUGCCAUGGAAAAGUUCAAAGAUCUCGCCAUCGUAGUGCUGAAUGAAGAUGGUCAAGAAGACCAGCUGCAGUCUGCAAUCCGCGCUAUUUUUGCCCCGGAUCGUAUUGCAAACGGCGAUGCGCUGAGAAACGUCAUGGUGAAGCUGUGCGCAGAUCAUGUGCAAGCGUUCAUCCAUGACACGGGUAAGAAGAUGGCUCUCGUGUACGAGUCUAUGGAAGAGUUUCCAGAGUUCAGAGCAGAGCUGUUUGAUGAGAUGGGAUCUCGUUGGAGGGUUUGAGAAAACGUUCAUCCGCCGUUGUGAUGGAAGCGAUCGUUUGGUCCCUGAGAACC